AUGCGUCACAAUUUCAUUAGGGAUUUAUCUCUGCUUGGGUGUACACUUACUUUCUUCUUUGCAUCUUUCCUUUUUUAUUUCUUUCUUUCUUUAAUUGCAUUUUAUAUUCUCUCUUUGAAAAUUCCUGAAUUUUUUUUCUUUCUUUCUAUCAUUUAUUUUCUCUUUUUGCACAUUUUUUUUCUUUCUUAUUCUGCAUGUUUUUUUAAUAUUUUUUUUAUUUCUUUUCGUUUUAUAUUCAUCCAUUCUAUCUUUUUCGUGCCACGGCAUCUUUCAAAUUGUCGUUAUUUUUUUCUUUCUUGCAUAGAUCCACCUUUCUUUCUUUGUGUAGAAUAUUUUUUCUUUCUUUUUCCCUUUCCUUCUUUCUUUCUUCUUUUUUUUCUUUCUUUCCUUCUUUCUUUCUUUUCCUUUAACUUCUUUUGCUUUGUUUCUUACCGAUAUUUCUUUUUCUUUCUUUUUUUAUAUUUCUUUCUUUCUUUCUUUUUUCUUUUCUUUCUUUCUUUCUUUGUAAUCAACUAUGUAGCAUUCUUUGGAACGUUUUUCUUUUCUCUAUGCAAUGGUAGUCUUUCUGUUUGCAUUGAAACAUCAUUCUUCUUUUCUCUCUUUUCCUUCUUUCUUUCUUUAUUUCUUUCUGUUUUUUUUCUUUCUUGCUUGCUUUUCCUUUUUCUUUCUUUCUUUUUCUUUCUUACUUUUUCUUCUUUUUUCUUUCUUUUACUUCUUUCUUUUUUGUUCUUCCUUUUUUCUUUCUUUCAAUAUUUCUGUAUUUAUCUGUCUUUCUUUCUUUUUUCUUUCGUUUUCCUUCCAUCUUUCUUUUCCUUCUUUCUUUCUUUCUUUUCCUUCUUUCUUUCUUUCUUUCUUUCUUUUCCAUCUUUCCUUUCCUUCUUUCUUUCUUUCUUUCUUUCUUUUCCAUCUUUCCUUUCCUUCUUUCUUUUCUUUCUUUUUCUUUCUUUUCCAUCUUUCCUUUCCUUCUUUUUUUUCUUUCUUUUCCAUCUUUCCUUUCCUUCUUUCUUUCUUUCUUUUCCAUCUUUCCUUUCCUUCUUUCUUUCUUUCUUUUCCAUCUUUCCUUUCCUUCUUUCUUUCUUUCUUUCUUUUCCAUCUUUCCUUUCCUUCUUUCUUUCUUUCUUUCUUUCUUUUCCAUCUUUCCUUUCCUUCUUUCUUUCUUUCUUUCUUUCUUUUCCAUCUUUCCUUUCCUUCUUUCUUUCUUUCUUUUCCAUCUUUCCUUUCCUUCUUUCUUUCUUUCUUUCUUUCUUUCUUUUCCAUCUUUCCUUUCCUUCUUUCUUUCUUUCUUUCUUUUCCAUCUUUCCUUUCCUUCUUUCUUUCUUUCUUUUCCAUCUUUCUUUUCCUUCUUUCUUUCUUUCUUUCUUUUCCUUCCUUCUUUCUUUCUUUAUUUAUUUAUUUUUCUAUUUUUCUUUACCAUUCUUUCUUUCAUUCUUUGAACAUUUAUUUUUCUUUCUUUUUUGCAUGUAA
Molecule: messenger RNA, 1464 nt
Organism: Acanthosepion pharaonis
Lineage: Eukaryota; Metazoa; Mollusca; Cephalopoda; Sepiida; Sepiidae
Source: the annotation of a GenBank genome assembly